This is a messenger RNA of Trichoderma aggressivum f. europaeum, 816 nucleotides long. RefSeq lists its product as uncharacterized. Gene Ontology annotation, cellular component: cytoplasm; nucleus. The record is from RefSeq and is a predicted model, not a curated record. Lineage: Eukaryota; Fungi; Ascomycota; Sordariomycetes; Hypocreales; Hypocreaceae. Bases 1 to 816 code for a protein of 271 amino acids. Gene Ontology annotation, molecular function: RNA polymerase II CTD heptapeptide repeat phosphatase activity; RNA polymerase core enzyme binding. The transcript has a single exon.
AUGGCCAGCAAGUCGAACCAGCCCAAGGGCAUCCUGAAGGACUCUGUUGCGCUUCCCAACGAGCCCAAGCAGAGCGCGCGCGAAAUCGCCAUCCACCAUGCCACGCUCCUGGAACACAGAAAGCAGCUUGAAAGCCAGAUCCUCGACAGCUUAAUCCUUUUAUCAGAGUACCCUCUCGUCAGGGAAACCCCAUACAACGCUUCAGAUCCUGCACCGUCCGAUGUCUCAGACUUCAAGGCCAACGUCCGGCUCUUCCAACCCUCCGACUACGAUGACCUCAUCGAGGAGCGCAACGUGAAUGAACUGUGCGGCUACACGCUGUGCCCCAAACCAAGACGUCAAACCGGCUCGGGUGGGGAAUGGAAGCUCACAAAUAGCGGCGAAAUCGUCAAGCGCAAGGAGCUGGAGAAGUGGUGCUCCCAGCAGUGUGCGCGCAGAGCCCUCUUUGUCAAGGUUCAGCUCAAUGAGACGGCUGCUUGGGAGCGAGCUGGAAUUCCCGACAUCCAGAUUGAUCUCUUGGAUGAAGACAAGUCAGCAGAAACGGAGGCAGAUCGAACAGCCCGCAAGCUCGGCGAACUCAAGCUGGAAGACCAACGGCAGGCGGCUCGAGACUCGGCUGCCCUAGCAAUGGAAAGAGGCGACAACAGGAUCGGCUCUUCCUUGGACAAGGUCAAGGUUACGUUGAAGGAAAAGGACGUCAAGACGCCUGCUGAGAUGGUUCCUCCGGCCGGAGCUGAUAACUCAGAGGAUCAUUUACUCAUUGACGGCUUUAAAGCAAAACUGCCCGAGAAGCAGACAAGGGAAUCUGAAGUCUAA